Porites lobata is the source of this 1837-nucleotide messenger RNA. The record is from the annotation of a GenBank genome assembly. Lineage: Eukaryota; Metazoa; Cnidaria; Anthozoa; Scleractinia; Poritidae.
AGGACACCCAUCAACUAUCUCCUCGUCAACCUGGCCGCAGCGGAUAUGUGUUACGUAACAUUUGUUACACCAACAAUUUUUUUAAGCCACGAUGUCGACCAUCCAAAGGGGAUCGCUGGGACAGUUUUGUGCGCAGUUGUAACAGGGGGAGGUUUAGCGCAUAUUGGAGCGGAGGCCUCAUUAUUUACAGUGCUUGCCGUUGCCUUUGAAAGAUACUUCGCCGUUGUACAUCCCUAUGGAAACAGGGGAAAGCUAACGUUUCACAAAGUAAAGGUGUGUUUCUUUGAAAUGAAAUGUUAUGCAGGUAGGAAUUUGUCUCGUCCGUAUGCUGGCAGGUGUUGACGCAAACUGAUUAAGAAACAGGUAGACAUAUCGUGGGCGGAUCUGAUGGAGAGGGUUGCGGAUGGUGUCCUGGUCUCGCCUCUCUAUUCUUACUCCCAAAUGCGCUUUCCUUAUCUCAGAGACGGACUUUGUAUCUAAGACAUUUUUUCGUCUCGAAAAAAAUAACUAAUUUUUAGAUGUGUGAUUCAACUUUUUAAAUAUUCUUUUGUCUCUUUAUUUUAGGUGAUUAUUCCUGGAAUUUGGAUCCUCGCAGCAAUAAGCAAAAUCCCACGAUUCAUAAAACGGAGCCGUUUUGCGAAGGAAAAUAAGUCUAACUACUGCAUUUCUUUAUUAACUGAGGAAGGCGCAAAGGCCCUCUCUACUGUUUACACUUCAAUUAAUUCUGUUUUGCUUAUUUUUCUGGUCUUGUUAUACUCCAAGGUGGUGUACACCUUAUGGUUCAAGCACUGUGAUGAUGUACUUACACAUUAUCAACAGGUAUGUGGUAGGACAUAACUAGGUUUAGCCCUGGAAAGUGGGAUACUUAACAAUGCGGGAGGCUCCCCCUUGAUGUCCGACCCCUUAUCGUUUUAUAUACUAUUUUUGACAGAAGAGCUUCCCUUUUUGGGCGGAGCCUCCCAGUAUAGGCAAUUACGGGAAGUACCCCCCGGGGAUUUAGCUGGUCUUUAACAGGGGUUUACUCCCUCCCUUACAUAUUAAAGUUAUAAAGGUGUGUAUGGCAACAAAGGGUUAUGGUAUUUCGACCAUUAUGGUGUUUUGGGUUUCAAAUAGUGUCAAGUUUCCUGCUUCCUGAUCUUACAGUUUGGACUCUUUAGGUUCAAAUUUUUUCAUCGUACUGAACAUCUUAUUAGGCUUCAAUUCCGGCUAUCUUAAGUUGGACCCAAAAUUUAAGGUUUCACGGUCAUAACCAUCCUUGGAGAGCCAGGGGCAGUCAGUCGGGUCGGAAGGAAAGCGGGACGAAAGUUUUCAACGUACUUGAAAACUUUCGUCGCGUCUUUUCUCCCGACCCGACUGACUGCCACUGGGUCUCCAAGGAUGGGUCGUAGCAAAGGUAGACAAGACGAAGCAAUCGGUUUUAUAGGUGACUUAUAUUGUACACUUGGGUAACCUGUGGUUUACGCAUUUGUUUUGUAUACAGGGUGUGUUGAGGUUAAGGAAGCGGGCCACCUUAACGGCUGUUACCAUCAGUGCUGUUCUUGUAAUCUCUUGGGGAGCAGAAGGAAUAUUGCACCUGAUACACGAAUAUGCUGGCACCAUGAAAUUGAGUCCUUUAACAACUUCUAUCGCGCACAUGAUAAUGAUAUUUAACUCUGCCGUCAAUCCCUUUGCUUACGCUUUGUUGAACCAAAGAUUCAGGAAGAAAAUGAAGCAAAUGGUAUGUCCGCGUUCUUUUAGAACAAGGGUUUAUUCUGUGUGCGCGCGACAGCGUGAACGACAAGACAACGAGGUGGCGAUCAGCACCGGUGACAUCCCUAUGACACAGAAACCCAACUGA